Molecule: messenger RNA, 2074 nt
Organism: Zerene cesonia (dogface butterfly)
Lineage: Eukaryota; Metazoa; Arthropoda; Insecta; Lepidoptera; Pieridae
Product: nudix hydrolase 8-like
Exons: 4
Coding region: 328-1116 (262 amino acids)
Molecular function (GO): NADH pyrophosphatase activity; ADP-ribose diphosphatase activity; NAD binding
Source: RefSeq, a predicted model, not a curated record
UACUCUUUGUACUUGUACCUAAAUAGGAAAUUCAAAAAAAUAUUUUACAAUUAGCAUUAGUAAUUAGCGUGACUAAUCAAAUACCAUUAAAAUGAAUUAAAAUAAUUCUUUAGCAUCUAAUUUAUCUAUAGAUUAAAAUAAGGAGCAACAAAACACUAAUUAAAUAUACGUGUCAUCCUUGAACUCGCGAAACAUGCUCUAACCUCUCCCAACUAUAGAAAAUAAUACCUAUUAUCAAGUUCAUGAUUAGAAUCAGAGAUUAAAUGGAAUAGUUUUUGUUACGCCACACACGCAUUUGCGAUUCGUGAUAUAAAAAGAAAAUAAAUCAUGACAUCUACAGCAUAUUUUGAUGGUGUUACGGAUAGAUACAGUGGUAUAACUGUAACUUCACAAGAAGAACCUUGUGAUAGAGAUAAAUUUAAAGAAAAACUUUUAGAAUCUUUAAAAAAAUGGGCCAGUGAAGAAAGAAGGUGUAUUUGGUUUAAAGUCAAUAUAAACGAUGCGUCUUGGGUGCCCAUAUUAGCUGAUGUAGGGUUUAACUUCCAUCAUGCUAGAGAUGACUUUGUGAUGAUGUAUAAAUGGUUACCGCUGGAUAGAUCUGCAAACUUACCUCCAGCUUGUCACACAAAUCUCGGUGUGGGAGGACUUGUACUUAAUAGUAAAAAUGAAAUGCUUGUAGUGACAGAGAAACAUUUUGACUACCCUCAUUGGAAGCUACCUGGAGGAUAUGUGGAAAGAGGAGAGAAUAUUAAAGAUGCGGCAAUCAGAGAAGUUAAGGAGGAGACAAAUGUGGAUGCAGAGUUUGAUUCCAUGGUUACUCUGCGGCACACUCAUAAUGCAAUGUUUGGCAACUCAGACAUUUAUGUUGUAGUUAUGUUAAAGGCUACAUCAGAUGAAAUAACAAAGUCAGAUCUUGAAAUCAAAGCAUGCAGGUGGAUGGAUGUAAAUGAAUUUCUAAAUCAUCCUGAUGUUCAUGAGUUCAACAGAUUUAUUGUAAGACAAGCUUUAGAUUUAAAAAAUAGAAAGAUCAAAUUUGAUCUUCAAAAGAACACAGUUAAAAUUGCUUCAUUUGUUAGAGAUAUAACGUGUCUAACAGUGGAAGAUAUUGAGAAUUAAUUUGAUGCAAAAAAAUGCAUUAAACAACUUAUAGAUCAAUUCCAUAAUUUUAUAAACCACACUUACUAAUUAUCCAUUGAUAAUUGAAACUGAUACAACAGCUGCGCCGCGCUGUUUUACCCGCGAUGCACCCACUGACAAUAGCAAAUAUUACAUACAUAAAUUAAUUUGUUUGCAGUAUUGUAGCUCAUGUCUUAGUCUGAUGUUUAAGCUAUAUUAUUGUAAAGUUUCAUUAAAUUCCAUUUAGUAAGCUUAACGUGAAGGAGUAACUAACAGCCAUCCAUGCAUACUCAGACUCGCGUUUACAAUACUAGUAGGAUGAGGUCACUUAUGAUACUAGAAUGGUAAGGAGUAUGCAGACAUUGCUUACAAAAGCAUCAAAAUUUUUUGGGCUCCAAUACGAGAUGUGAGAUAGCACAAUAUUUACAUUAAGGGACCGCUCUUCAAAACAAGUAUUUUUUUUUUUCUAAAUUACGAAGGAAAAUUUCCAACAAAUCUUUGUCAGUCAAAAGAAAAAACGUUUUUAAUCCGCGUGUAAUCGCGAUAAAUGUAGUCGCAAGUACCACCAGAACGCUACCAAGUGUAAGGUGAAUCACCAGAAAAGGGCUAGCUUAUGCCCGAUAAGGGCUCAGGUGGCAAAACUGUGGGUAUGUUGAUUGUAAAAUGUGUACAUGCAUCAUUUUAGGUCUUAUAGUCCCCUCAAUAAUUAUGUACAUAUAAAUGUUACUAGCUUAUAUCUCGUUAUUAUGGGUACUUUGCUUUCUUUGUAUAUUUAAGUGGGAUCAAGUAUUAAUUGUAAGCUUUGUUAAUUGAAAUUAUUUUAAACAGAUUUUAUUGUUUGUAAGUAUAUAUUUUUUGUUUUUAGACUUUAUGUUAUAAAAAAUGCUGUUAAAUAGUCAAGUUAUAUAGGUUUUACGAAUAAAGUUGAUUAUUGAUUAAAUAAAUAAACAAAAUAUAA